This is a messenger RNA of Penicillium coprophilum, 309 nucleotides long. RefSeq lists its product as uncharacterized. The coding region runs from base 1 to 309 and encodes 102 amino acids. Lineage: Eukaryota; Fungi; Ascomycota; Eurotiomycetes; Eurotiales; Aspergillaceae. The record is from RefSeq and is a predicted model, not a curated record. The transcript has a single exon.
AUGCCAUCCGAGGCUUUGUCACUAGCCGCGGUAGGCUGGUCUAUCGCCGGAACAGGCAUCAUCAUCACGGCUGGAUUAAACUAUAAGGGAAUCCUUUUGCAACUCAAAGCGAACAAAAAAGACAACUUGAGCGAGGCGGAGGAAGGCAGGGCCACUGGGGUUAUGCGUUUCAUACCCGAGAUCACAAAUGUCCAGAUGAGAGUCGAUGACCUUAUGCAAUGGGCUAAACGGCGCAAUUUGCAACUGUCUCCCAUUGACCAAGAAUAUGCACGGUUAGCGGGCAGCUAUGAAGGAUUUAAAACGCUGUAA